Messenger RNA from Acytostelium subglobosum LB1, 3111 nucleotides. RefSeq lists its product as hypothetical. Gene Ontology annotation, biological process: protein sumoylation. The transcript is spliced from 4 exons. Gene Ontology annotation, molecular function: SUMO activating enzyme activity. Lineage: Eukaryota; Evosea; Eumycetozoa; Acytosteliales; Acytosteliaceae. The record is from RefSeq and is a predicted model, not a curated record. The annotation marks the transcript as partial. Gene Ontology annotation, cellular component: cytoplasm; SUMO activating enzyme complex.
ACAUAUGUUGUUGGUCAAGACAAUGAUGAUGUGGAUAUGCAUUAUUAUGAUAGACAACUAUAUACUAUAUCAUUGGAAGCAAUGAGAUUGAUUGUUGCCACUGAUGUAUUGGUUGUUGGUCUAAAAGGUGGACUUGGAAUCGAGAUUGUCAAGAAUAUUGUGUUGGCUGGUGUAAGAUCAGUAACACUCUACGACGAUGAUCCUGUCACUAUGAGUGACUUAUCAUCCAAUUUCACUUUGGAUCAAUCACAUGUUGGUGUUGCGAGGUCUACUGCUUGCCAAGAGGUAGUGUCUUCGCUCAAGCAUAACGUGACAUGUUAUACGGGCGAACUCACAGAGGAUGUUAUAAAGAGACAUCAUGUUGUUGUGUUGGCAAACCAGUUACCAUCGAUCAAUGUCAAGGUUAACCAAUGGUGUAGAGAUCACUCGAUCAAGUUCAUCGCUGUAGAGUGUCAUGGUGUAUUUGGAUCAUUGUUCAAUGACUUUGGCGACCAGUUCCACAUCACCGACAUACGUGAUGAGGUGUUGUCUCCAGCUCUCAUCACUUCAUUCAAGCGCUCAGACUCUGCUGGCUCUGACUCCUCCUCCAACAACAACAACAACAACAACAAUUCUACCAAUGGUUUGUUUGAAGAGGUCGAGAUACAUUUGGAGGAGUGCACAUCAUAUAUGCAUGGUCUGUCUGUUGGCGAUCAGAUUCACCUUUGUAUCAAGGGCAUUACACAACUUGUUGACCAUGGACCAUAUACAAUCAAGGAGAUCCAUCAGCGAUAUAAACUCAAGAUUGAUAUGCCCUCUGAAUUGACACAGAUACUUGGAAGCUUCACAGGCGGUCGUGUCAUCCCCCUGCCUCAAUCAUUGACAGUGGACUUCAAACCAUUGUCCAUCACAUCGCAAGACCUCUAUUGUCCUUCGGACGACCCUGCCAAGAGCUACAAUGACAUUCAACUGAACCUGGCAUUCCAAGCCGUUCACAGGUUCAGUGAGGUACAUGGUCACUUCCCCCGAGCCUUCAAUAUUGUCGAUGCAGAAGAGGUGUUGGAGUUAGCCAAGGUGCUGGCCACCGAUAUCAACUCGCAACCGAGUGUGGAUGAGACAUUGGUGCUACAAAUAUCGUUUACAUGGAGUGGAGAGCUUGCUCCAGUCUCAUCAAUCAUUGGUGGUGUGGCAGCACAAGAGGUCCUGAAGGCCGCCUCACACUUAUUCCAACCUAUUUAUCAAUUGACUUACUUUGACUAUUCAUCCGUGUUGCCAACAGACCUCUUGAAUAUGUCCUCGCCACUCGAUACCUCAACCAACUCACGAUAUGAUGGUCUUUUGGCUGUGCUUGGUAGAGAUAUCCAACGACUCAUCGAGUCACAGCGCCUGUUCUUGGUUGGCGCAGGAGCAUCUGGAUGCGAGCUGUUGAAGAACCUGGCAUUGAUGGGCUUUGGCUGUGGCACCAAUGGACACAUUCAAUUCGCUGAUCACGAUGUCGUCGAGCUUCACAACCUCCACACUCAAAUACUCUACUCUCGUGAGGACAUUGGCAACCUCAAAGCAACAUGCGCAGCGAGGACGACCAAGGCGAUCAAUCCCGCGAUGAACAUCACUGCUCACACAGAUCAGUGGAACGCAGAGGCCAACUCCAAUUUCAACCAACAGUUCUACACUGACUUGGACGCGGUGCUCAUGGCGCCCGACAACCUAUCGGCCAGGAUGCACAUUGAUGAGAGGUGCGUGAAGUUUGGCAUCCCCUACAUCGACACUGGGUUGCGUGGAAACAAGGGCAGCGUCCAGGUGGUGGUGCCACAUCAGACGCAGCCAUACUCGGCUACGAAAGACCCAUUCGAACACAGCUUCCCCAAGGACAUGCACCACUUCCCUCGUGGAGUUGAGCACACUACAAACUGGGCACAAGAUAUUCUUCAGAAUCAAUAUGUAGAGUCUCCCAAUGAUGCCAACGAGUACCUCAAUGACCCGUCAAAGAUUGAUGAUAAGUCAUUGUCAGCGUUUUCAAUGUCAUCCCUCUUGGACAGGAUUAGCGAGAUUCUGCUGCUGGAAGUUAUCCCAACAAACAUCGAGCAAUGUAUACAGCUUGCCCGAAAUAUGUUUGAACAAGAGUUUACAAUCAAGACUCAACGUCUACUACACAGCUUCCCCAAGGACUUGGUGACGGCGACGGGUGCACCAUUCUGGGGGCAUCCCAACAGAAUAGACGCGCCAACACCUCUGUCAUUCAGCUCGCAAGACCAUCAACAUCGCCAAUUUGUCAUUGUGGCGGCCAAGCUGUUUGCCCUCACCUUUAGCAUCGAGUGGACAUUGGAUGCACAGUGCACUGAGGAACAGCUCACUCAAUGGAUGGACUCAGUCACACUCAGGAGACCCAAAUCUCUGGGCACCAAGCCCUAUACCGAUGAGAGAAGAUUGAAGCGGGAGGCCAAGAUCAGGGCCAAGCUUAGCGCAAGGUCUGAUCAACUCAAGGGACUCAAACUACACAUUGUUAAGCCUCAACUUGGAGAGCCUGGCCAUCUCACAUCAGAGUUUGUUGUACUGGCUUCCCAACUCAAAUCAAGAGUGUACAACAUCGAACAAGAGAAUGCACACAAGAUCCGAGGCAUUGCCAAAAAGAUCAUCCCGACACUAAUCACAAGUGCAUCCGUAGUAGCCGGUCUAGCAUGCCUCGAGUUGUUGAAGCUUAUGCAAAAGAAGAAGCUCCAACAAUGUCCACGUAGCUUCAUCAAUCUAGCAACAGCAACAUUUAUCCAUGCUCAACCAUUGCCUCCCAAGAAAUAUAAUAUGAUUGGAAGUGUUGAGGGAGAGUGGACGGAAUGGGACCAUGUGGAGGUAUAUGGCGAUAUCACUUUGCGAGAGUUGGUACAUCAUAUAGAGCACCACUACUUAUGUACAUUAACGAUGUUGUGUACUGGUACAUGGUUGUUAUACGCCAGGUUCAUGAGGAAGGAGUUACAUGAAAAACUCUUUGAUCAACCAAUCAAACAGAUCAUUGAGGAUAAGUCCAAGCAAAAGAUUGGUGACAAAGUCCGCUUCCUAGAUCUAGAUGUUUGUCUUGACUACCUUGGCACUGACUAUGACUGUGAAGACUUCCCCAAGAUCAGAUACGUCAUCAAA